This is a messenger RNA of Capra hircus (goat), 2336 nucleotides long. Its product is annotated as C-type lectin domain family 2 member D11. Gene Ontology annotation, cellular component: external side of plasma membrane. Bases 402 to 1019 code for a protein of 205 amino acids. The transcript is spliced from 5 exons. Lineage: Eukaryota; Metazoa; Chordata; Mammalia; Artiodactyla; Bovidae. The record is from RefSeq and is a predicted model, not a curated record.
GUGACUAACAAAUCUGUGUCUGUGAAGUAAACUGAAGCAAUUGCAAUUCUCACCAAAGGAUCACUGCCUUUCAUUGAUUGGUACCCAGUGAUGGAAAGGAAUUUUUUUCUGCACAUUUUAUUUAAUCUUUUUAGUUGAUUCAGGCAGGAAAAUAAAUCUGGUCCAUGUUAUUCCAUUUUGACAGGGAAAAGAAAUUUGUGGAGUAGAUUUUUUAAGUUAAAAGCACUUUGCAUUUUAUAAAUCUAAAGCUCUUGUGAACUUGACUUAUCUUGUUGCAGCUCACUUACUGGAUGGGAGUUUACUGCUUUCACUUCUGACUUCCUGUUUUGCAACUACUUAUGAAACAGUGUGAUAUGCUCUUGAUUAAAUAGAGACAUUACUGUGAUGGCGACAGAGAGAAAAUGUUUCAGAGAAACCCUACCUCUGGAGAAAACGUGGAAGAGGGGCGAUCUGGUAAAUUACUCCAAAUUCUUUAUCUGCUGAGCCAAUCGGGACGAAUACUCCAAAGGAUACGCCUAGCAAUUAUAUCUUUUGUAACUUCUGCCAAGUUUUAUCGUUUCAUCUUCAUUGCAUCUCUAGCUGCAAAUCUAAUGCUAUUUUAUCCUCUUUUCCCAGUGAAAAGGAGAGAGCUGGACUCGCAUGUUCUGCAUGUCCCCUGCUUAAAAGGAUGGAUAGGAUUUGGAAGUAAAUGUUUUUAUUUUUCUGAAGACACAAGGAACUGGACAUUCAGUCAGACAUUCUGUACUUCAUUGGAAGCUGUCCUUGCUCAGUUUGAAACUAAGGAUGAGCUGAACUUCCUGAUAAGAUACAAAGGCCCUUUUGACCAUUGGAUUGGCCUUCAUAGAGAAUCAUCACAUCAUGUUUGGAAAUGGACAGACAACUCUAAAUAUAAUGCCUCGUUUGCCAUCACAGGAGAUGCAACCUGUGGCUACCUGAAUGACCUUGGAGUUAGCAGUGCCAGAAGUUAUACAGAUAGAAAAUGGAUUUGCAGCAAACAAAUAAUGUCUCCAUGUCCUUAAAUUCUUCAAGUCCUUUUUAGGGAAUUUCACACACCAUCUCCAAGAGAUGCAUUAUAAAUUAUGAACAGUUGCUGCUCUAUUUCUUGCUCUUCCAAAAAUAUCACCAACAUUCAUUUAUAGUGUUGUUAACAGCAAGGAGACAAGCUAUAAUUGAAUGAUACAGGGAUUUGGAAAAGCACGGUUCUAAAUUAAAUAAGUGUUAUAUAAUAUGAGUUGAUAUUUAUGUUUUGAAGCCAGUCAAUAUGAAUAAACGCCUCUUUUUAUAUACAGACAGUACUUUCUUUGCACACAUGGGACCAUAAAAAUAACUAUGAUAACUGAAGCCAGGCAAAAUCAUUUUAAUCACUGAUGUUAUUAAUUGGUUAACAUAGUUGAAAUUCUCUUGGAUCAGUUACAAAUGUAUGGGGAAAAUUGUUUUGGACUUCCCUGGUGGCACGGUGGAUAAGCAUCUGCCUGCAAAUUCAAGGAACAUGGGUUCGAUCACUGGUCCAGGAAGAUUUCACAUGCCACAGAACAGCUAAGCCCAUGUGCCACAAUACUGAGCCUGGAUUCUAGAGUCCAUGAGCUGCAACUAUUGUUGCCCAAGUGUCCAAGAAUCUGUCCUCUGCAACAUGAGAAGUCACUGCAAUGAGAAGCCCAUGCACUGCUGUGAAGAAUAGCCCUCACUCUCUGCAAUUAGAUAAAGCGCAAAACAAGGAAGACCCAGUGCAGCCCAAAAUUAACUAAUUCAUUAAAUUUAAAAAAAAAAAAAGACACAUAUAUAGGGUAAUUUUUAAAACUCCCAAGACUAGGGACUUACCUGGUUGUCCAGUGGCUAAGACUCUGCUCCCAAUGCAGGAGGCCUAGGUUUGAUCCCUGAUCAGGGAACUGGAUCCUGCAUGCUUAAACUAUAAGAUUCCCCAGGCUUGUCUCAGCCAAAAGUUCCCACUUGCAGCAACUAAAAAUUCCACAUGCUCUAUAACAAAGUGUAUCAGCUGUACAGCAUGUAGAAUCUUUGGUUGAUGCAUGUGAGAUUUUACUCCAAUUAAAAAAAAAAUCUUACCACAAAAAGCAGGAAAGAAGAAAGAAAGACAUCACAGAAACUGGCAAGGAAAAAAAAAAACAGGAUUCCACAUACCACAACCCAUAUAGAUUCCUCAUGCUGCCAAUAAGAUCCAAGCAACCCCUCCCCCCAAAAAUUAACUAAGAAUAAUAUUUAUUAUAGACUCUAUAUUUUAAAACAUUAGAAACACUGAAAAAAUGCUUCAUACACUUCAAUUCUCAGUGUUUAUGUUAUAAGUUACAGUGUGCUAAAUAAAUGUUAUCCCUAUAAACCAA